AUGGCUGGACAAGUUGCUUCAUCGCAAUCUUCUGAAUCAUUUGAGUACAUGCUGCUAGAAGGAGAUCCGUAUGAGCUAAGGCCCCAGUCAAGAUGCUAUAUCCUAUCAGGUAGGUCACCUGAUGAAAUCUAUCAACUAGUUGUACUAAGGAAAGAAAAACCAAAAAUUCCUAGUGGGCUACCUCGAGAAUUGGAAGAUAUUCUUCAUGGAUGCUUCAAAUAUGAUUUCAGAGAUCGUCCUUUAAUGAAAGAUAUUCUCCGUGCAUUUGAAAGAUGCAUAAAUGUUCAUAGCGAAAGUGAUGCUGAUGAUCAGAAAGCUGAAAAAAUAAGCCAUUUUAAUGACACUAAUUGGGCACUCCUGAAGGACCAAGUUCAGGUCGGUGAUGCUGUUUGCCCUCGGAAGGCCAGAAACUUGUGCAAUUCAGAGAGCACGGAGAAUCCAAUCUCAGAGGGAAUCAUUGUCGUGAAGGGUAGUGAUGACUACCUUCUCGUUCGAGUUCACGGAAUGCCAAUUCACAAUCCUUUAAGAGUGCACUAUUCUACAGUGGAGAGGGUGGCCUAUGGCUUUGUUGCUGGCGAUUGGGUACGUGCAAGUGAUGAGGACAAGAAGUGCUCUUUGGUUGGCAUCCUUCAACCAAAGUAA
Zingiber officinale is the source of this 642-nucleotide messenger RNA. RefSeq lists its product as uncharacterized. The transcript has 3 exons. The record is from RefSeq and is a predicted model, not a curated record. NCBI's taxonomy places the organism in Eukaryota, Viridiplantae, Streptophyta, Magnoliopsida, Zingiberales, Zingiberaceae. Bases 1 to 642 code for a protein of 213 amino acids.